AUGGGGCGCCGCGGCGCGCCGCUCCGGCUGCUGCUGUGCGCGGCGCUGCUCCCCGCCGCCGCCGCCGCCGGCCUCUUCGAGCUCACCGUGCUGCACACCAACGACGUGCACGCGCGCGUCGAGCAGACCAGCCGCGACUCGGGCAAGUGCAGCGGGCGCGACUGCUUCGGCGGCGUGGCGCGCCGGGCCGCCAAGGUCCGCGAGGUGCGCCGCACGCACCGCAACGUGCUGCUGCUCGACGCCGGCGACCAGUACCAGGGCACCGUCUGGUUCAGCUUCUUCAAGGGAUGGGAGGUGGUGCGCUUCAUGAACCUCCUCGGCUACGACGCCAUGACAUUGGGGAAUCAUGAAUUUGAUAAUGGCGUGGAUGGAUUAUUGGAUCCGCUGCUCAAAAAUAUUAACUGUUCUGUUGUUAGUGCAAACAUUAAAGCAAGCAAGCGAUUAGCAAAACGCAUCGAUGGAUAUUACCUUCCUUAUAAAAUUUUAAAAGUUGGCUCAGAAAGAAUAGGAAUUGUUGGCUACACCACAAAGGAGACACCAGUUCUUUCGAAUCCAGGGCAAGAUUUAGUGUUUGAAGAUGAAGUUGUGGCAUUGCAGCCACAGGUAGAUAAGCUUACUACAUUGGGAGUCAACAAAAUCAUUGCACUAGGCCACUCUGGUUUUACUGUGGACAAAAGGAUUGCCCAAAAGGUGAAAGGGGUCGAUGUUGUGAUUGGAGGACACACGAACACAUUUCUUUAUACAGGUGCCCCACCUUCAGAUGAAGUACCUGCUGGUGAUUAUCCAUUCAUGGUGGAGUCAGAUGAUGGGCGGCAAGUGCCUGUUGUUCAAGCUUAUGCUUUUGGAAAAUAUCUUGGCUAUUUGAACAUUACGUUUGAUGAUAAAGGAAAUGUAGUUAGAGCAGCUGGAAACCCCAUCCUACUAGAUAGCAGCAUCCCAGAAGAUCCAGCAGUGAAAGCAGAAGUAGAAAGCAUGAAGCUUCAGCUACAGAACUUUUCUUCCCAGGAAAUAGGAAAAACUAUCGUGUAUCUAAAUGGUACAAGCCAAGCAUGCCGCUUUCGAGAGUGCAACAUGGGAAAUUUGAUCUGUGAUGCCGUGGUUUACAAUAAUCUGAGACAUCCAGAUGAUAAUGAGUGGAAUCACGUUUCAAUGUGCAUCGUAAACGGUGGUGGAAUUCGGGGACCCAUUAAUGAACGAAAUAAUAAUGGGACUAUUACCUUAGAAGAGCUGCUGUCUGUUUUGCCUUUUGGAGGCACUUUCGACCUGCUACAGAUCAAAGGCUCCAUGCUGAAAGCAGCUUUUGAGCACAGUGUUCACAGACACGGGCAAGGAACAGGGGAACUGCUACAAGUUUCAGGCAUAAAGGUGCUGUAUGACCUCACUCAGAAGCCAGGAAGCAGAGUGGUCAGCUUAAAGGUCCUCUGCACAGACUGUAGAGUUCCUGUCUAUGUACCAAUCCAGAUGGAAAAAACAUACAAAGUGCUUUUACCUUCUUUUCUUGCUGGAGGAGGAGACGGAUAUUACAUGCUCAAGGGAGCCCCCAGUAACCACAGUAGUGGUGAUCUUGAUGUUGAUGUUGUUUCCAAUUAUAUCACUAGAAUGGGAAGAGUAUUUCCAGCUGUUGAAGGCCGUGUGAUGUUUUCUGCUGGAACUGUACUCCAAGGACAUCUUUAUUUGCUCUCUGGAUUAUUUGUGCUACUUCUGUACUUUGUUGUUUAAAAUUCAUCUGCUGUGAAUACCUCAGACAUCUCCCAUAUUUUAGCGCUUUGUUAGUAGUCACACAAUCACAAAGCAUGCAUUGAUUCCAAGAUUCUCAAAGGCAAGUAUGUAAAUUAUUAUUACUACAACUAGCUGGAAAAAUGUAUUUACAUUGAUUUAAGACUUCAUUUAUUUGGUAUGUAUAAUGCUUGAACCAUGUAUAUAAUCCAUGUAUAGAUAUUUGAUUUUUAGAACAUUUAAAAACCAAACCUGUAAAUAAAAGGAAUCAGAUUCCAGUGGGCAUUUUGCAAAGUAUUAUGAAAAAGACUAAAUAGUUUAGUCUAAUUAGGUAAACAUUCAGUGGCAUUCUAAAUUACCUUCCAGGAGCUCCUGGCUUGCCUUACUACCCUUUCUGUCUUCUAGGUGUGCUUUUGUACCAUAGAACAGCAUUUGAGUGGGGGCAGGGAAGAAAAAUUCCAACAUCAUCAAGGACCUGUGAGGAGGACCCAACAAGUGAACGGGAUGGGCAUAGAAUAAUAGAAUUGUAAAGCCACUGAGUCCAAAUUAAAGCAUCCCCAAUAGGUGGCCGUCCAGCUGCAUCCUGAAUGACUCCAAUGUGGGGAGAGCCCAUGAUCUCCCUAGGUAGUUGGUUCCAUUGCUGUAUUGCUCUGUCAGGAAGUUUUUUGCGCUGUCCAGCUGGAAUCUGACUUCCAAGAAACUUAAGCCCAUUAUUACCUGUGCUGUAUUCUGGGAUGACUGAGAAGCGAUUCUGGCUCUCCUUUGCAACAGCCUUUCACAUUUGAAAAGUGCUAUCGUAUCUCAGCUCAGUCCUCUCAAGGCUAACCCUGCCCAGUUCUUUCAAUCUCUCUUCAAAGAGCUUUGUUUCCAUCCCCUGAUCAUCUUUGCAGCCCACAUCUGAUUUUUGCCCAGUUUGUCUGCAUCUUUUUUGAUGUGUGAUGCCUAGAACUGGACGCAGUACUCAAGAUGAAGCCUAACUAGUGCCAAAUAAAGGGGGACCAGCACCUCACGUGAUUUGGAAACUAUACUUCUAUUAAUGCAGCCCAAUAUACCAUUUGCUUUUUUUCUGGAGCCACAUCAUAUUGCUGGCUCAUUUUCAACUUGUGAUCUACAACAAUUCCAAGAUCCUUCUUACUUGAAGUGUUGUUGAACCAAGUAUCUCCCAUCAUACAUUUAGUUUCCUUUUCCUACAUGUAGAACUUGGCAUCUGUCCCUAAUGAAUUUCCUUCUGUCGCUUUCAGCCCAGCACUCCAGCCUACCAAGAUGCCUUUGAAUUCUGCUUGUCUUACAAAGUAUUAGCCACACACCCACUUUUGUGUCAUCUGCAAAUCUGAUAAACAUUCCUUGUACCUUUUUGCCAAGUUUUAAAGAGCACUAGUAUCAGACUGAGCCUCACUUGUUACCAUUCCUAUCUCAGAAGGUGCCACUGAGAAGCACUCCGAGUCCAGUCCUGUAGCCAAUUGUGGAUCUGAUGUUCCAUAUAGCCCAUUUUUAUCUAGUUUCAUGAUCAGAAUGUCAUGGAGCACUUUGUCAAUAAUUUCUUGGAAACCAAGAUAUAUUAUGUCCACAGCAUUCCUACAGUCCACAAGGGAGGUUACCCAAUCAAAUGAGACCAGAGUAGACUGCCAAGACUUCUUGGUAAAUCCAUGUUGGAUUCUAGUAAUUACUGCAUUGCUUUCAAGAUGCUUACAUACUGACUUCAUUAUCUGCUUCAGAAUUUCCCCAUGAGUUGAUGUUAGACUAACUGGUCUGUAGUUCCCAGGAACUAGAUGAUAGGGACAACAAGAGGCAUCUGGCACUUCCCCCAUCCUCCAUGAUUUCUCAAAGGUACUAGUGGUUUUUCUUCUGCCAGUUCCUUUAUUACUGUGGAAUGCAGUUCAUCAAGCCCUGGAGAUUUGAACUCAUCCAAACGAAUUAGUUCUUCUUUGAUCAUUUAUUUAUAAAACACAAGCUUCAAUCCUGACCCUUCAAUUUUUGCUUCAUUUCUGCCAGAAGGGUUAUAGAUUUGCUUUUGGGAAAAGACUGUGCCAAUGUAAGAACUGAUAACUUCAGCCUUUUCUUUGUCAUCUGUUACCAAUUUGCACUCCUCACUGAGAAGUUGGGUUGGGCAUACUUUUUUUUUUUUUUUUUGCUUUUGAUUAAGCAAUCAUUUCUCCUGUAUUAUCUACAUAGAAAAUGUGUGCCUUUAUGAUGGUAGAUGUGAGUGCUCUAUUCCUUUCAAAACAGAUCAAGCAUCACCACACAGUAUUUUGUCUGAGUGGGUAUUCUACCUCAUAUCAUAUGGGGUUAUAUUACCUCAAAAGCUGUAUUAUCCCAUGAAAACAAAUGGUUUUUAUGAGCUCAGUCCAUUACUACUAAGACAAGACAGGAGGACAUAGGAAUAAUGAAUAGAACUAGCCUUCCCCACAACUCCUGAUGUUUUGGCAUACACCUCCCAUCAUUGUGACUAUAGGCUGAGUGGGCUAAGUAGAAAUGGUAUGUACAACUCAGGUGUCUUUAUAUCAAGAAUUAAAUACAAUUUAUCUGAGGGGAACAUUUCUAGAUCCUGGUGUAUGAAUGACAUUAUGUAGAUUAAUGAAGCUCAGAAAUUCAUGGAAAGGAAAAUACAUUCAAAUUUUUAGAGUCAUUUAAGCACCGUUUCCAAGUUGAUUCACCACAUAGAUAAAACAAGGAGCUACAAACAGUUGAGCUAGAGACAAAUAUGAAUGAUGUUUGAUUAUAUAACUGCAGUUUCCAUAUAAUGCUAAACUAUUUAUGUGACAUCUGAAGCAGCUGAAAAAACAUAUCUUGUGGGUAAUGUUUGACCCAGGAUCUGAAACCAUGAUUUAAAGCUAGUUAGCAAACUAUGUGUUACAUUUCUGAAUCAACAUACCAUGCUUUUCAAUGUAGCUCAGCCCCAAAGACUGCUGGUUAGGAUAGCAUCUGACAGAACGUAACAGCCCCAUGGUUGGCUCAUGGAUAGCACAAACCACGGUGCAUUAAAUCUGAAAGUAAAAGUGGUUAUGCAGUAAUUUUCAAAACCAAUGUGAAUGUUCUUUCACUUUUGGUCCUUCACAAGAUCUUAAUUUCUCAAAAGAUUUUUUUUUUCAUAUUCUGUUUUUAUAUUUUUAUAUCAGACAGCAAAAACAGUUUUAUUUAAAAGAAAAACAGACAACAGGGACAUGAAAUUCAGUCAAUAAUAACCUUUAAUCAAUCUCCGAGUAAAGUUUUUUUCUGAAAUUAAAGUUAAUGUUAUAUACAAGCAAUGUACAAGACUACGGAGAGACCUACUCAUUAAAUUAGCACAUAGCAGCCAUCUA
Messenger RNA from Varanus komodoensis (Komodo dragon), 5015 nucleotides. It is a transcript of the gene NT5E, whose product is annotated as 5'-nucleotidase ecto. Gene Ontology annotation, cellular component: plasma membrane. Gene Ontology annotation, biological process: AMP catabolic process. Gene Ontology annotation, molecular function: 5'-nucleotidase activity; metal ion binding; nucleotide binding. Lineage: Eukaryota; Metazoa; Chordata; Lepidosauria; Squamata; Varanidae. The record is from RefSeq and is a predicted model, not a curated record. The transcript has 9 exons. The coding region runs from base 1 to 1719 and encodes 572 amino acids.